This is a messenger RNA of Ilex paraguariensis (yerba mate), 1542 nucleotides long. Lineage: Eukaryota; Viridiplantae; Streptophyta; Magnoliopsida; Aquifoliales; Aquifoliaceae. The record is from the annotation of a GenBank genome assembly.
CUCUCUCUCCCUCUUUCUCUCUCUCUCUCCCUCUCUCUCUCUCUCUCUCACACACACACACACAAUAAACACAAACACACACCUCCAUGGAACAGACACCUCACAUAGCCAUGGUACCAACGCCUGGAAUGGGUCACCUCAUCCCAAUUGUGGAGUUUGCAAAGCGUCUCAUUCUUCAACACAACUUCUCCAUAACUCUCAUCCUCCCCACCGGCGGACCUCUGUCCCAAGCCCAAAAAACAUUUCUCGAAGCUCUUCCUAAUGGCAUGAGCUACCUUCUUCUUCCUCCUGUUAAUUUCGAUGACCUACCCAGUGAUGAUAAGAUUGAAACAAGGAUUUCUCUAACUAUCACUCGCUCACUUCCCUCUCUUCGACAAGUUUUCAAACAGUUGGUGGCGACAACUCGGUUAGUUGCUCUUGUUGUUGAUCUGUUUGGCACUGAUACUUUUGAUGUUGCUAAUGAAUUCAAAGUCUCCCCUUAUAUUUUCUUCCCAUCAACGGCCAUGGCCUUGUCUUUGUUCCUUCAUUUGCCAAACCUUGAUGAGUCUGUGACAUGCGAGUACAGAGACCUGCCUGAACCGGUUCAAAUCCCGGGUUGCAUACCGAUUCAUGGAAGGGAACUUCUGGACCCGGUUCAGGACCGAAAGAACGAUGCAUACAAAUGGGUUCUCCAUCAUGUUAAGAGGUAUAGAUUGGCAGAGGGAAUUAUGGUGAAUAGCUUCAAGGACUUGGAGCCAGGGGCUGUGAAAGCUUUACAAGAGGAAGAACCGGGUAAGCCACCGGUUUAUCCCAUUGGACCGCUCGUACAAAUGGGGUCAAGCAGCCAAAUUGAUGGGUCUGAGUGUUUGAGAUGGUUAGGCGAUCAGCCUAGUGGUUCUGUAUUGUUCAUCUCUUUUGGAAGUGGUGGGACCCUCUCAUAUGAGCAGCUCAAUGAACUGGCAUUCGGAUUAGAAAUAAGUGAGCAGAGAUUUUUAUGGGUUGUUAGAACUCCAAAUAAUAAAGUUGCCAAUGCCACAUACUUUAACGUCCAAGGCCCAAAAAAAGAUCCGUUUGACUUUCUACCAAAGGGAUUUUUAGAAAGGACCAAAGGGUGUGGUCUGGUUGUGCCAUCUUGGGCACCACAAGCCCAAAUCCUUAGCCAUGGCUCGACCGGUGGGUUCUUAACCCACUGCGGUUGGAACUCAACCCUCGAGAGUGUGGUCAAUGGCAUCCCAUUAAUCGCUUGGCCUUUGUAUGCAGAGCAAAAGAUGAAUGCAGUAAUCCUGACGGAGGAUAUAAAAGUAGCUCUGAGGCCAAAGGUUGAUGAAAAUGGUCUUGUGGGUCGUCUUGAGAUUGCAAAAGCUGUGAAGAGUCUAAUGGAAGGAGAAGAAGGGAAACAUGUUCGCAGCAGAAUGAAAGGCCUAAAGGAUGCUGCUGCUAAGGUUCUUAGUGAAGACGGGUCUUCUAAUAAAACACUUUCUGAAUUGGCUUUUAAGUUGAAGAAUAAGAUUGUUAGUCAUUAGAUUAGAUUAGCGUUCAUCUCUCUCUCUCUCUCUCUCUCUC